AUAGUGCGUCUGUUGGACGUCGCCAACUACCAAAAACAACAGACUCGUCAGCGUCUUGCUCAUCCCAAGGUUGUGGAUAGUUACUUCAUCUCUCGUGAAUAGCUUCCAUAUGCCAUCUACCUAGCUGCAGGAUUCGCCAUGGCAGAAUCAAAACAAUCCAGUCACUCACCGUGGCUUUUGCGUGACAUUUUGCAAAAGCACUUCAUUCAACUGCUUGAGCUGGAGGCUGGCCCAAAACCAGAUCUGAGAGAUGCAAAGAAACCUGAGGCGGAACUUUCUAGCGCCAACCAGUCGGUGCUGGUCGCAGUUGCCGCCUUGCUGGAAGUCGAAAACUUGAGGAAAGUGGCCAAUCGGGUCUUCACUCCAUUUUCCGGACGUGACCAAUAUGGAAAUGAUUCAUUUUUGUCCUGCCUGCACGCUGUGCGCGAAUUACCAGCGGGUUACAACAGAGGCUACCCACGACCCCAGACGACCUCUAUUCUCGAAGAAGCGCUGGAAAAGCUGGAGAUAGAAAAACACGGCGUGGCCCUCUUGGUCUGGCGGCAAUUAUCAGCAGCAACAUCGCGAUUGCCACCACCGGCUCUGGAUGCGCACCCAGCUCUUCAGAGUGUGGAGAGAAACUAUACGGAUCUGGGCACUGACCUAAAGGCAGCCUUGGCUUCCCUGUGUGCCGUUGACGAUGAAACAGGAUCCGAGCCAGAACUCCCGAUGGAUACCGGCAGGGAGUACAACUUGCCUGUUGCGCCGGCACAUGCAAUUUCCCCGCCUGACAGUGGAGACGAACACGUCCCCUAUAAGCACAACAUACCCGGAGCAGAUGUUGAAGAACCGGAAGAGGAAGAGAAGGAGGAGGAAGGCAGUGAUGAAGAGCCCCACGAACCAGAUAUCGCUCUCCGUGACGAAGCAGCGUUGCCAGUUGUGCAUGCCGUGUUGGCUCAGGUGCAGUUGGACGAUGAUGAGAUGGCAGUAACAACCACCGCUGAGGUUUGCUCCGAGGACAUUCCAGACGACGAUGCUGUACUUUUGUACUGCCUGCCGUCACCAUCCGUCUCAGCCGAAGCUCGAGAGGAUUUCAUGGACCCGUUCGAUGACCCAGAGUUCCAGCUAUACGGCCGGCACGAGCUGACUGAAGCAGUGCUGAAUCCGGUGUUGCCACCACCAGGUGGUCGACCCAGAGGACAGUCCGCACCAGCAGCACUAUCGCGCCCUGUCCAGAUCUCCAGGGGCGAGAAAGAUGCCGAACACCGGGCGCUGAUGCAGUUCAAUGACUUCUCUUACCCGAUGCCGAGCUUCUGGCAAACGGAGGAGCGAUGCAAGAACAGACGGCGUGCAGGAACGCACCCGGCCUCGCGACGUGAGAUGCGUGAUCGGUGGGCAGCAGCAAGGCGCAGGGGUUGCUGUGAUUACAGUAGCUACUAUUUCCGACGUGGAAUCAUCAAGGACGGUGGCGGCAUUUCAUCCUCAGCAUCUGCCGCCGCGAGGCAGCCACCAGCAGCAGCGUGCCGCCAGAUGGAGCGCAACAAAGAGGCGCACGACGUCAUCUCGCGGCGUCGUGCUCGUUCACUCGGGCAGCAGCCGUUAGACUGUGCAAGUCCACUUCACUUGGAUGUCCGCUCGGAUCAGCGAGCCUUGUCGCCAAAGCCAGAGGAAAGCGAGGAGUUUGAGGAAGACGACUGCAGCGAGGAAGAGCUUGUGCAGGAACUAGGCACGGUUGGUUUCGCUCUGGGGCAGAGGGCGGCUGAGCCCCGGGAGCAGGUGCUGGAUGGAGCGCUGCGACACAAGACUAUCGCACUGGUCGGUGUGAGUAACGCAGAGGCUAGCACCAUGCCUGUACCACCGACACCAGAUGCUGCUAUGUACUCAUCGGCGUCAGAACCGCCUCUGCCCGUCACAAUUACCGCUUCACCUCCACCUCCAUCUGAAGCAGCGGUGCCUGCGCCUUCAUCUGCCAUGGCGGCAUCGGCGCCCCCAUCUGCAAUGACGAUGUCUGCACCUCCAUCUGCCGAGGCGUUGCCUGUACUUCCAUCUGCUGAGGCGUUGCCUGUACCUCCAUCUGCUGAGGCGUUGCUUGCAUCUCCAUCUGCAGCCGUGGUGCCUGUACCUCCAUCUGAGACGGCGGCGCCUGCCCCUCUUCCCGUAACAUCCAGUGCUACCGUGUGCGACCCCUCUAGCCAUGCUUCUACUCAUGCUGUCCUAACUAGUGAAAAGGCGAAAAGUGCAACCAGUGGAGAAAAUGCUGGUACGGGCGGGCCUGCACUGGCACCAGAAAGCCCAGUGGGCGAGAAACCCACGACUACUGAACCAACGUCUCACACCAUCUCACCGUCGCUCGGUGUGGAUGUGGAUGCUACAGCUCCGGCGGCGGCAGCGGUGGCAACUGCCGCAGCAGCAGAAGACAGUGGAGGGGAGGGGAGCCGCUACAUCUCUCGCCUCGGCUCAUUCCAUAACAUUGACCCCGGUGACUGCGAGACCAUUCCCAAUAUCCAGGGUAAGCAAGGCAAAGACUUCCUUCGCCCGGAGAUGAAGGCAGAGCAGAAGAAUGAAAGAGAAGACGCCAAGAAAGAGGAAAAGGAACGCAAGCCGAAGAAGAGAGAGGAGGAAGAGAGGCACGGAUGGCGGCGAAAACGCAAGAAAGGCUAGGCCGGGUUAGGGCAUGUCGAACAAGUGACCGCACCGCAACGUGGAUGCACAAGCACAUUGUCUGUCGUUGUCGCAAGUUUACGUUUCCGCUGUAUAGCGUCUCGGUAUAGAUGGUAGUCAAGCUGAGCAAUGGCCAUGCAUGGUGUUGCGGACAUACGUAAUUAUAAGAAAAAAUACGUUCCUGUUGAACUGCGUCACUGAGCGUGUUUUGAUCGGAUUCUCUAUAUCUAUUUUGUAGAUUGCGUCAAGCUUGGGAACACGAGUAGUUGAUAGUUUUUAAAUUUUCGAUUUUCCUGUGUACAACACCCAUGGCAAUUUAUAGAAAAUGAAAGGACCCAUGGCAAUGUGACCUUUUUCUACUAGCGCUAUUGCCUACAUGGUAAUAGGAAAGUGACAUAGGGAAAUAAUAUAUAAUUUAUCAUAUUAGGACAUCGAGAAUCUGUACUGUAGACCUUUGGCUAAUUUAAUAAUAACUUUAGAGAUAUGGAAAAUAGGAUAUUGUGCACCAGCUAGAAAAAGAACUUCCAGUCUGGUACUUGGACUUUAAUGUACUUAUGUCCUUCUCUGCUCAACAUGGAUAUUAUAUGCGUUUCGAUAAAAUUCAAA
Sycon ciliatum is the source of this 3246-nucleotide messenger RNA. RefSeq lists its product as uncharacterized. The transcript is spliced from 9 exons. NCBI's taxonomy places the organism in Eukaryota, Metazoa, Porifera, Calcarea, Leucosolenida, Sycettidae. Bases 139 to 2640 code for a protein of 833 amino acids. The record is from RefSeq and is a predicted model, not a curated record.